AUGGGAAGGAAAAAGAUAGAAAUAAAACGAAUUGAUGAUGAGCGCAAUCGGCAAGUGACUUUUACAAAGCGCAAGCUGGGCCUAAUGAAGAAAGCCUACGAGCUAAGUGUUCUCUGUGACUGUGAAAUCGCUCUAAUCAUUUUCAACAGUGCCAAACGUCUUUUUCAAUACGCUAGCUCAGAUAUCAAUCGGGUGCUUCUCCGCUAUACCGAUUACACUGAACCUCAUGAAUCAAAGAACAACAGAGAUAUCAUAGAGGUGCGUUUUGAUUUUAAAUUCCUUAUCAUUGUAAUUGAGAUGGAGCGUUUUUUCAUAUCUUAUCAUGUGUGUUCCCCCCCCCCCCAACUUUUCGCAUAA
Messenger RNA from Rodentolepis nana, 357 nucleotides. NCBI's taxonomy places the organism in Eukaryota, Metazoa, Platyhelminthes, Cestoda, Cyclophyllidea, Hymenolepididae. The record is from the annotation of a GenBank genome assembly.